GGUAUUUUUACUGUUAUGAAGAAAACCAACAUGGCGGGAAAUGCAGUUUCGAUAAUGUAAAUACAGCUCUGAAAAUAGAGAUAUUUGUUAAAACAUUGACCAGUGACCAUGGGAGGUGACCGAUCAAGAACAUCAAGCAAGAGAAAAGGAUCCGACCACAGGGAUGACCGCCAGAAGGGAGCCUUAGCUAAGAAGAGGAAAUCGUCAGAUGAGGAUGAGAAUUACACCAGUGAUUCUGUGUUUCGUCAGCUACUUGCCAAAUGUGGGCUGACACUGAAGAAAGGAGGAAAGUUCAACACAUUAAAUGUAGAUCAAGCUGUAUUCCAACGAAACUUACACUUGGCUUUGAAACGUCAUGACAAUUAUCCAGGGGUUGUUGACGAGUUUGCUGAGGGUUUCCAGGAGUUCAUUGAAGAUCAGUCCAGGUUCCAUUACAGUCUCCUUCCCACCAGCACUACAUCAGACUGUGACUCGGCACGGAGCGGGAGUCAGGACUGUGUUAUACGUCUCGUGUUGGGUGUGGAUAUGCUGCAGCCAAAACUGAUGAAUACUUUACUGGAGAAGUUGGCAGAGUUCAUGGAAGAUGAAGAAUCUAUAUUUGAUCAUGGAGAAAAGGUGAAUCUCCCUCGACUGUUAAUGAGCCAGUUUCGGUGGCUGGACAGUAUCGUCAAUGGAAAGGUUGUGACGGAUAAGAUGCUUGAGAUGAUUGGAAUUGUCUCCCUUGACAUACAACGUGAGAUAAUUACCUGUCUUCCCGAGGUUGUGGAAGACUCGGAGCAUGGAGAAGUGGCAAGAGCUCUCAGGGAGAUUUUACUUCAAAAUAACCAGUUAACUGUUCCAAUAUUGGAUGCCUUAUCCAAUCUUACACUGACCCAGGACCUGUUGUCUGAGGUGAGAGAAUCGGUGCUACAGACAUUGGCUUCGGUCAGGAUGGAAGAUUUACCAGUAGUUAUCAAGUUCCUUCUUCAGUCGGUCAACAGUCAAGAUGCUGUCGAGGUUGUUGAAGAAAUUCGCAGUAAUCUAGAUUUCAACUCGAGUUUUGCUCCCACCAUCUCCUCUACGCCCUUCACACAAGGAGGCAACAGGGGGUCGAAAUCAGAGAUCGAGGCCGCACGUGGAUCAGAGCUGUUGACGCUGGAUGCCAUCAAGUCAGGGAUACGUUUCCAGAAAUGUGUGGCGGAGGCGUGGAUUAAGGUGAUAGAUGGCGUAAAACAACCUGGCGACCACAAAGUUAUCGACAUUUUCAUCCUCCUCAUUCUACACUCGACCAAUCGUAAGAAACCUGUCGUGAGCCUGUUCCGUAACAAGAUUCGAUCCGGUGGCUUCACUGAGGUGCUGGUACAGGCAGCGUUUGGAUCCCACUCACAGGUGAUGCGUGACUACUUCCCAUCCAUCCUGUCACUAGCUGAGGUUCUGCUGCGGUCCCCGGAACCGGCAGUCGUCUAUCUUGCUUGUGCCAUUUAUAAGGGAGCAUUUACAUCAUUUGACUCCUUCUGUCAGCAGGAGAUUGUAGGGAAUUUGGUGACCCACAUUGGUAUUGGGUUUGAGGGAGAGAUUGACUCUUCCCUCGACAUCCUGGCCGAACUUGUCGACACUCAUCUCUCCAAGAUGGCACCUUUUGCGAUAUUUGUCAAGGGCGUUCUAGAUUACUUGGACAAUCUCUCCGUGAUGCAGAUUCGGAAAUUAUACUCCAUGCUAAGUAUGUUGGCGUUCAGGAAUCCUCAAGAAGGGGGCCUCAUACAGGAUGAUCUUCAUAUUCUCAUCAGGAAGCAACUUUCAAGUAACAGUCCAAAGUACAAGAGGAUGGGAGUGAUUGGGGCUAUUAUGAUCAUCAAGAGCAUUGCUUACAAGAGUACACCCCAGGUCCAGACUCAGCUUGAAAGUAUCCCUCUGACUGACGAUCUCUACAAACAAGUUGUCAGUCUGCUUCAGUUGGUCAAGACGUCCAGUAGUCGCACACCUGAGGUUGCAUCUCUGUUCAUGGACGAACUGGCAGCGGUCAUUCGCCGCGGACACAUUGACUCUAAAGUGGAGGCAUGGAUCAGUGAGAAUGUGAUUACAGACUUCCAGGACGAUUAUGUGGUGGACAUCGAGGAAAUACCUGAUAAAUCGAAGCAUGUUAUUCCGUUUGAGACGAAGUUCAGUCUUGAUGACGAUGUGGAGGGAUCCAUCGCCAUCAACAUCGUCCCGCUGGUGGAGUGGAGCAGUAAGGACAAGAAAAAACAACCGAAGAAAAAUGAAAACGGGAGAUCUCCCGACCCUGUCUGUCUGUCGCCUCACUUCCGUCUGCUCCAGAUCUGUGAAGAAAAACAACAAGGAGACCUUACUAACGUUGAUGCCCUUCUGGGAUGUCCACUAUUGCUGCCAACACCGGAAAUUUUUGAGAAAAUUUUGAGCCUCUCACGGAAGGAGAAGGAGAUUGUAUGUUCAUCUCUGUUUACCGGCCUCAACUGGUUCAGAGAAGUUGUGAAUGCCUUUGCCCCCCAGGAUGACCUUGAAAUGAAGGGCAAGGUCAUCACAAGAAUACAGAAUAUCACAGAACUACAGGGCUUACUUGAAAAAUGUUUGGCAGCCACACCAAAUUUCAAACCACCUCCUGCCAACUUUGACUGGUACGAGUGCCCAACUCCGGUCCUACAGCCCGUCAGUGGAGACAGUAAGGGCAAGAAAAAGGGCCGGAAAGGAGGCAAAAAGAAAAAGGCUGAUAAAGAGAAUUCGCCAGAUGAAGAGAGCGAUGAAAACAGCAAAGAUUCUACAGUUCUAGAUAAAACUACAGCUGAUACACAGGUGGACAAAGGGACGGAACCUUCAGACCAACCGGUGGUCAGCCUCAGCAGCUACAGACCAUUCUUCAGGGAGCUGGACAUCAGUGUUUUCACCAUCUUGCACAUAGGGACGGUAGUAGACAAAGCUCUGGACACUGACCUCAACACCAAGGCAACCACAGAGCUGUCAAUCCAGCCGAAACAGCUCGAGUUCCUACUGGAGGAUCUCGCCAGUAAACUGAGCCAUACCCUUAUUGCCUCCACAUCGACCCGACGGUCCUUCUUCAAGACGAAACCGGGAAAGAACAUAGGAUUUUCACAACUGGACCAGUAUUGUCCUAAGAAGAUCGCUGUAAAGGCCGUGAAGCUGUUACCUGCCCUUUGUAACCACCUAGAGGGCGCCAGUGGCUUUUUCCAGACCAUGAUCGCAGAGAAUGAUGGCGUGGUCGACGGGCCCGGAAGUAACAGUCCUGACGCUGUCCUGAUGGGCUCCUGUUUUCAUCUCCUGUUGCAGUCUCUUCUCACAAUAUUUUCAUGGAAUGGCUUCUUGAUGACUGAAAACAAAGCUCUUUUAAAGGAGGCCCUGGGAAUCCUGGUGGCUCGGAUAAAGUCAAUCACAGCCUCUCAGAUAGGUCUACAUGAUCUGGUCAAAACGUCCUACCAGUAUAUAGGAAAUUUUGCGAGUACAGUGCCAAAAUUGAACACAGCUGUUACAUUACUCAAGGUGCUCAUUUCUCUAGCGGACAAAGCCAACACUGACGACCUUCAAACCAAAAUAGUGACGCUGUCAGAGGAGUUCCUGAAACGAGAAUGGCUGGGAACAGACGGUGAGAAGGAGAAGGGAGCAAAACACAACGAGAAUCUGCAGUUUGUGAUCAGAACCUACCUUAGUUGUUCCGAAGAUUCUCUGUCAUCUGUGGAAACCAUAGCAACCAAAGGGAUUACGGAACUUCUCGAGACAGACAAAAAUGGCAGCUCUGAUCUUUACCCGACUUUGACCAAACACUCGUUUUCCGUGUACUACAGGAUGAUGUUCUGCGAACUGAUUGUCUGCCUGAAGAUAAUCGCACCUGUAAAACAGACAGAUACUAGAGAGAUGAAGCUUGACUGCCUGUUGAGAUGGAACCAAGCAGUUCGGAUAUUACACAUUAUGGUCAACCUCAUCAAAGCUUUUGAUGGAAGAAUCAACUUAGGAACAGUUCUCAAGUGUGGGCGACAGUUCCUGGAUAUUUUUCUCCGACAGGGAAUGCCGCUACUGGACAACUUAUUUAGGUCGCACCGGGAAGAUGUCCAGAGUCUUCUUAAAAACCUACAGCUUAGUACACGGGCACUUCAUCAUAUGUGUGGUCACUCAAAGAUUAUGAAGGACCUGGCAUUGACCAAUCAAGUGCCAUUCCUUAAGAAAAGUUUAGAAGCAUUUGUCUAUAGAGUCAAGGUGAUGCUGACGGUUAACAAGUGUCUAGAGGCUUUCUGGCUCGGCAACCUGAAAAACAGGGACCUCAAGGGCGAGGAGAUACUGUCCCAGGCAUCAGUUGUGGAGGAGAGAAAUGACGACGAGAGCGAUGAAGAGGAAGAGGAAACUGUCCCGGAGGAGGAAAGUGAUGUGGAAAUGGAUAACCAAAGUGAGGCUGGCAGUGACCAAACCAAGGAAAACAGUGAUAACGAGUCUUGUAGCGAAAUAUUUUAAAGGGCAGACAACUCUGGGGAAAAAUAAAAGAACAAGGAAGGAAUAAGAAAAAAUAUUUGAACCACUACAAAAACGUGGAAUGAUUGAUAAACAUGUGACAAUUGGACAAGACUGGUGUGUCUUAGUGUCAAGUUGAGGACUGUGAUCAGACAAGAAUGAUUUGUGGAGGACAAAUUCAAGUAUAAUGAGAUGAUGUGUAAUCUGUUUGAGUUCAGUUUACAAGAGUGCAUUUUAUUUCUUGUCUUCAUGUCAUUCGACAGUAUUUAAAUGUUCCACUUGUGACUGGGUGAAUAUCACAGAAUUUGGACUUAACUGGUACACAGGACUGAAAUUAUACAGUACACAGGAAUGAAAUAAUACAGUACACAGGACUGAAAUUAUACAGUACACAGGAAUGAAAUAAUUCAAUACACAGGACUGAAAUAGUACAGCACACAGGACUGAAAUUAUACAGUACACAGGACUGAAAUUAUACAGUACACAGGACUGAAAUAGUACAGCACACAGGACUGAAAUUAUACAGUACACAGGAAUGAAAUAAUACAGUACACAGGACUGAAAUUAUACAGUACACAGGAAUGAAAUAAUACAGUACACAGGACUGAAAUAAUACAGUACACAGGACUGAAAUAAUACAGUUCACAGGACUGAAAUAAUACAGUACACAGGACCGAAAUAAUACAGUACACAGGACUGAAAUUAUACAGUACACAGGAAUGAAAUAAUACAGUACACAGGACUGAAAUAAUACAGUACACAGGACUGAAAUAAUACAGUUCACAGGACUGAAAUUAUACAGUACACAGGACUGAAAUAAUUCAAUACACAGGACUGAAAUUAUACAGUACACAGGACUGAAAUUAUACAGUACACAGGACUGAAAUUAUACAGUACACAGGACUGAAAUUGUACAGUACACAGGACUGAAAUAAUUCAAUACACAGGACUGAAAUAAUACAGUACACAGGACUGAAAUAAUACAGUACACAGGACUGAAAUAGUACAGUACAAGUGAUUCUAUGAAGUGCAGUGCAAUUUGUGUUGUAUUCUCAUCUUAGCAUCACUAACUGUACCUUAUUUUACGUUCUAAUAGAAAUGUACCUACCCUGUAUUGUGUCCUUGGUAGAUCCUUCAAGCUGUCUUAUACAACCAAGUAUUUCAAUUGAAGAUAGUGUACAAAAUUUCCUGUAGAACUGAAGAAGUGAUGUACAGCCUUCUGCAGUGAAAACUUACUAAUCACGCAGGAGAUGUGCUAACAUAAAGCUAAUAUCAGGAUAAAUCGGGGAGUUUUUCAUAUCAUGACUUAUCAUGAAUUUCUACGCACAUUUAGAUUAUUUAUUUAAAUCUGGAACAAGGGUAUAUUGCGUUGUUGUUAGGAAUGUAUGAUAAGGAAACAGGGUGUAUAACACUUUAAAAUGAAAAUGUCACCACUUACAUACUGUUUUUGUUGGUAUAUAAAAUAAUAGUGCUAAUUUUUAUUUGACUGUUCUGGGCUUUUUCUGGGGGCUUUUUGGGGCCGUUAAUGGGCCCCAUUCCCAACUGAAAUUACUUCAUUUUAAAGCAGAAAUCCCGAAAUUUUCUGGUUACUCCUGAAAAAUCUUUCCCAAUUCACCAAUGUUCUUCCCAAAAAGAGACAAAAAGACCCCCAUCCCAACCCAUUGAGAAAAAAGCCCUGCUGCUAUCACCAUGUCAAAAUUGACAUUAUUGUUUAGAAUAGGUGCUUCCUUAUGAAAUAUUUGUAUGUCAGACAGAACAGGCGAUGGCCUCACCUUAUACGGUAGUCAGUCUUAGCACAAAGACGUUUUAUAUCGCUAUCCAUAAUAAUGUGUUACUUUUGGGCUCCUUUCAUCCUCACAUGUAAAUUCCUACUUAUACACAUAUAUGUAUUUGUUAUAUCCUUUGUUUUGUUAAGAUUUUAUCAGGAUUUUGGAGUAGAAAAUUCAUUUACUGUAAUUUAUGCAAAAAAAUCCUUGAAUUUUCUCUAUUCCACAUUUACUGUGAUUGGUUUACAGAUUUGAGAAGUUUUCAGUUUGAUCUGACCGAUGUUUUCUGAUUAUGCAUGGUGAUUACAUAUGUAAAUGUAUUCACAUGUUUAUAUUGUUAAAAUAAACAUGUUAAGUAUUA
Molecule: messenger RNA, 6576 nt
Organism: Pecten maximus
Lineage: Eukaryota; Metazoa; Mollusca; Bivalvia; Pectinida; Pectinidae
Product: Fanconi anemia group D2 protein-like
Exons: 41
Coding region: 109-4452 (1447 amino acids)
Biological process (GO): mitotic intra-S DNA damage checkpoint signaling; double-strand break repair involved in meiotic recombination; interstrand cross-link repair
Cellular component (GO): nucleus; condensed chromosome
Molecular function (GO): DNA polymerase binding
Source: RefSeq, a predicted model, not a curated record